UUAAAGACCAAAUAAAUAAGACCAAAGACCAAUAUAAUCUUUCCAUGUUAUAACCAUUUGAAAUUCCAUUUUUAUCCCCACAACCAUUUGAAAGCUUCCUCUGUUUCUUAUUUCUCCCCUGCAAUCAAUCACUCCCUCCGUUUUCUAUAUUCUUCUUCUUUUUGGUUAUGGAUACUACAGCAGGUCAAAGUCUCUAUCCAUUGCACCAGACCAAAACUAUUCACCUGGUUAGGCACGCCCAAGGGGUUCAUAAUGUAGAAGGAGAGAAGAACCAUGAUGCUUACCUAUCUAACGAUCUUUUUGAUGCAAACUUAACUCCUCUUGGUUGGAAGCAGGUUGAAAAUCUCCAAAAGCAUGUGAAGGCUAGUGGACUUUCCAGAAAAGUUGAACUAGUUGUGGUUUCCCCAUUGUUAAGGACAAUGCAAACAGCAGUUGGGGUCUUUGGUGGGGAAGCAUACACUAGUGGAAUUAAUGAACCUCCUCUGAUGACGGAAAAUGUGGGACAUAGUGAUCAUCCUGCAGUUUCUAGUCUGAACUGCCCACCAUUUAUUGCAGUAGAGCUUUGCCGAGAGCAAAUGGGACUUCAUCCUUGUGACAAGAGAAGAACUGUUAGUGAGUACCGGCACAUGUUUCCAGGAAUUGAUUUUUCACUGAUUGAAACUGAUGAGGACACUUGGUAUACACCUGAAAGAGAGAAGAAAGAAGAAGUUACUAGCAGGGGACUGAAGUUUUUGGAAUGGUUGUGUACACGUAAAGAGAAGGAGAUAGCUGUUGUUACCCACAGCAGUUUUCUGUUUAAUACCCUCAGUGUUUUUGGAGAUGAUUGCCACCCAAAUAUUAAGACUGAAAUGUGUGCACAUUUUGCCAAUUGUGAACUUCGUUCCAUGGUUAUUGUUGAUAAAGGAAUGAUUGGAUCAAAUACAUCAACUACCAACUAUCCUGGCAAGAUUCCCCAUGGCCGGGACCUUCCAAGUGAUGCUACUGACUAGACAAACAUUAAUUCAAGAAAAAGGCUGACCAAAUAAUAGUUCCUCCUGGUCGUUUGUAAUAUCAGUCAUGGAAUUUUCCCUAGUACAAUAUAAUUAUUGAUUUCUUAGUUGCAUUUUACAGGCAAAAAAACAUUUUUUAGGAACAAUUUAUGUUUGAAAGAGAAAUUUAUCCCUUAUACGGGUAAGUAAAUAAAUUGGCAACAUAUAUAGGUGACCAUUUUUAAGAUUAAAAAAUGUGGAUGCUAACAUUUUUUUUCAA
This is a messenger RNA of Cicer arietinum (chickpea), 1248 nucleotides long. Its product is annotated as phosphoglycerate mutase-like protein 1. Gene Ontology annotation, cellular component: cytoplasm. Gene Ontology annotation, molecular function: phosphatase activity. The record is from RefSeq and is a predicted model, not a curated record. Lineage: Eukaryota; Viridiplantae; Streptophyta; Magnoliopsida; Fabales; Fabaceae.